AGCGAACCCAUUCACGCACAAACAUGGCAUUUUCUCUGGGCCCCAAGGCCGAUUCACCCUAUCGUGAAUUCACUGAGAAACCCAUUAAGAGAUUUGACUCAUCUGGACCUCCUUUCGACGUGCCCGUGACCAUGACUGAUCGCGAUGGUACUCCUAUUCAUGAACACGAAGGCAUGGGCCUUCUCUACGCAAUAAUUACCAACAACGACGUUGAAUUCCUCGAAAAAUACUUUUCUAUUGACCGUCGGGCUAUUCCCAACCUCAUCGACCUUCCUGAUGACGAUGAGGCCAUUUGUGAGAUCGGCGACUGGUUCUGCGCCGCAGCCGAAAGUGGCAGUCUUGGCACACUCCAAACACUUUUGAAAUACGCGACAAAAGGGCUCGAUACGACGAAACCGAUCAGAUUGAUCAGAGCCAAUUUUCAUCUCUUGAAUGUCGCCGCCCAAUUCGGUCAAAUUGAGAUUGUGCAAUGGCUCCUCGAGACCCAGCCAGUAUACGCUAGCAUUCACGAUCGAGACGUCAGAGGCUUUACAGCGCUUGCGGCAGCUGCGGACCUCUUUUCAUUUCAAUCGUAUGGUUCCCCGGCCUGGGAUGGGAUUUGCUAUGACAACAAUGAAGCGAUAAUGAAUCUACUGCUUGAUCAUGGUGCCCGCGCUUCUGAUGUUGUCCACCCGACAAACGAUGAGGGUCAAAAGCGCCCUAGUGUUCUUACUUUGGCCGCGCAGUGGGCAAGUAGCGAUUUACUUGGGAGACUCAUCGAUGGAGGCGCCGAGGUCCAUUACAAGGUAGCAGUAGGCUCAUGGGACCUUAGCUUUGAGUCUCAACGUGAUUUACCCAUCAAGGUGGAGGUCACUGCACUAUUUCUUGCAUCCUUUCGUGCAAACCCUAGCGGCGUCAAGACUAUAGUCGAUCGCAGAAUGGAUGGAAUUAGUAUCGCAGACAUGGUGUGCUCUCCAGACUGCGUUGGAAGCCUCCCUCUUCACUGGGCGGCCCGAAACCAGUUACCAGAUGAACUUAGUGCCAUCCCAACAUCGAUGCUCCGUGAGAGAGCUGGAAAUAUCACCCGUACCAUUGAACUGCUCUUAGAUUUCGCUCCCACUACGGUCAACACCCAAGAGAAUGACGGAAAUACAGCUUUACAUUACGCUACUCAAUACUUCGGCAAGAACGGCAAAAUUUAUACACCUGUCUUCGAACUCCUUUGCAGCCGGGGCGCGGAUGCAAGCCUUCGCAAUUACAAGAACGAGACGCCUCUGCAUACUUUAUUCCAGAGCUCUAACGACGACGCACCUAUUGACCCCGUCGCUGUAUCGCUUUUGCUCGCCCACGGCGCCAACACUACAGACGUUGAUGAGGCUGGAAACACUCCACUGCAUGCUGCGUGCUCUAGCGUAAAGUUUGGUAGUGAUGCUAUCUCGCUCUUGCUCCAGCAUGGCGCUGACCCUGCUCUACAAAACUCAAAGCAAGAGACGCCUAUUAAUAGGGUUGCUUAUUUUUAUUGUCCACGACACAUGUCACGCAAUGAAGCGGAUGAUCUCAGCAGAGAACAAGAUGCAAUACUAGAUAGGAUGGUGGAGGCUGGAGGGGAGCAAUUGAUGGACCUACAAAAUGCAGCUGGGAAGUCGACGCGACAGAUAUAUCAAGAUUCCAGGGCCGAGUGGCUGGAGGGUCCGCGUGGAAAGGAAAGCAGAGGGAAAGAUCGUGUGCCCGCUACAAGGCGCUGAAGAUCACUAAGACAUAUCGUCCAUCUCGAACCCAUAGCAGUUCCAACGGGGGGCGGGUAGCAGGGAAAGACGCGAAUUACAAUAGCACGUCAGUCCCAGACAGAAAAUCACUGGGACAUUGCAUUUCGAUGGCCAAGGGUAUAGAAUAUACAUUUCUCAACAUGGGCAAGUAACGUGAAUAACAUAGCUUCAUCAAUAGGUGUCUUGCCGAAGUAGUGGCAUCUAACUCUACCACUAUCAUCAAGACGAAAUCUGGUGUGCAGAGGCGUUUGACCUUCUGUAUUCCGUAUGCCGGCGUCGCUGCCCCUGGCAUACAAGAGUUGAAAAAUAGGGCAGUACAUCUUAUCUUGUCGACUCGGUGACCGGGUGGCGUAGUGCAAAGGUGUAUUUCCAUUCUCAUCCGUGGCGUUGAUAGUGGUUGGGCCUAGGUCUAACAUAAGCUCAAUGAUACUCAUAAUGUUCCGUG
This is a messenger RNA of Fusarium verticillioides 7600, 2190 nucleotides long. RefSeq lists its product as hypothetical. The transcript has a single exon. The record is from RefSeq and is a predicted model, not a curated record. Gene Ontology annotation, cellular component: ciliary inversin compartment. Lineage: Eukaryota; Fungi; Ascomycota; Sordariomycetes; Hypocreales; Nectriaceae. The coding region runs from base 24 to 1724 and encodes 566 amino acids. Gene Ontology annotation, molecular function: protein binding. Gene Ontology annotation, biological process: protein localization to ciliary inversin compartment.